CACUCUGAACAAAAACUCCCAGCUCUGAGCUCUGUUAGAGCCGGUUGCAUCGGCUUGGACGUGAUUGUGGAAGGAUUUUGGACUGAUUUAGAAUAUUUUGUUUACGUACAGUCCUUUAGCUAAGCUGAUAGGGAAAAUGGAAGUGAGGAAUGCCGUAGUUGGUAAAUAGGAGCUAGUGUGCUGCUAACAGUCGAUGGAAGCUAACCCAUGUUAAUAAAGCAUCUGUCUGUAGUCGGGCUGUUUCUCUAGAUUCCUGCUACUCGGUUGGAAUAUUUCCUGAGAAAGCUUAGUGAUGGAGGAAGUUGAUAAAAUCCUGAUUCACACUCUCAGACAAGUCGGAACGGAGGUGGGUGAGGACGUCGACAGGGUGAACCAGUUCACCAGUGAGUUGAUCGUGGAGGCGGUGGUCAGAUGCAUCCGGGUGAUCGAUCCGGCCCUGGGGGAAGGGCUGCCCACCUCCCUGCCUCCGGGCAUGUCUGCCCGCUUCAGGGUGGGCAUGAGCCUGGCCCAGGCCUGCCAGGACGUUGGCUAUAAAGGAGAGAUUGGGUACCAGACUUUUCUAUACAGUAACGAGCCAGAGAUUCGCUCGCUACUCAUGUACCUGGUGGAGAAAAUGCCCAGGGAGAGCUCUGAGGCCUCGGACCAGCCCACAGGUAAAUCGGCUGUCCUCCAUAGAGCCAUUGCUGCUGCAAUCAAAGGCCAGCUGGCUGUUUCCUGGGUGCCUCUAAACUGCAGGUUGCCAUUACACUGUGAAACUCAGAAUAAAGCCGCAUCGCACAGCUUCCACGUCCGUCCACUCAGCUCCCCUCACUGCACUAACGGCCAGAAGUUUCUCAAAGAGGUGAAGGACUACCAGAGAGACUUCCUCCUUCCCGUCACCGCUCAGUUUCCCAGUCAGACCUCUAUGAUGUCGUCCAUCUUGGAGCAACACACGGCGGACUUGAGCAGUGCUCAGGAGUGGGAUACCGAGUGGAAGAGUCAGGGCCUGCUGUCCCGCCUCACGCCACAGGAGUACCGCUCCAGGAAGCUGACCCGUCUGCGUAAACGCAUCGAAGAGCAGCUGCGCUCUGCUGCCGCGCCGUCUCCCGAAAGUGUCUUCAGCGUUCCCCGCUCCACCUCUGAGCUGUCUGACCUCUUGCACACCUUCAGAGGCUCCACCCCUUCUGACUUCAUCCUUACCAAGGGCAGUCAUUUCACACACACUCAGAAGUUUACCUUCACACAGGAGGCUGCGGCGGUAACGAGCCCAGUCCACAUGGGGCGGCAGUCGGAGGGCGAUGCUCAGCUCCGCCAGCAGGAGGAGCUAGCUGCCCUGCAGCAGCAGUUUCAGCAACUCUCCAGUGACGUCGACUUGAUGGUGGCAGACAUGAAGCACAUGAGUGUCACUAACGCUCAGGUAUUUGAUGAACUGAAGCAGAGGGAGAUGGAAAAUACUAAAAAUGAGGAGAAGAUGCAGGUAAAGAAGAAAACUAUUGAUCUGUUGCCAGACGCAGACAGCAACCUUCAGAAGCUUCAGUCCCAGGUGGAGGCCAGCGCCAACCGGGUGGUAAAUCUGGCAUCUCAGUGGGAAAAACAUCGYGCUCCACUUAUUGAAGAACAUCGCAGGCUAAAAGAAAUCUGCAGCACCAAAGACCUCGAGUCUUCCACAAAGCUUUCAGAGAUCAAGUCUCUGCAUGAAAAAAUCCGUGCGGCCACAGUGGAGGCGAAGAAGAAAGAAGAGUCAUACAAGCAGCUGGUGACUGAAUUGGAAAGCCUUCCCCAGGACGAGUCUCGAUCAGCGUACACUCAGAGAAUUCUGGAGAUUGUUGGCAACAUCAAAAAACAGAAGGAGGAAAUUACUAAGAUCCUGUCAGACACCAAGGAGCUGCAGAAGGAGAUCAACAACCUCACCGGGAAACUGGACCGGACGUUUGCUGUGACUGACGAGCUGGUUUUUAAGGAUGCCAAGAAAGACGAGUCUGUCCGCAAAUCCUACAAGUACCUGGCUGCCUUACAUGAGAACUGUAACCAGCUGAUCCAAACCAUUGAGGACACGGGAACAAUUCUGAGAGAGAUUCGAGAUCUGGAGGAACAAAUUGAGACAGAAAACUGUAACAAAACCGUGACCAACCUGGAGAGGAUCAUGGACGACUACAAAGCAAUCCGACAGGAGAACUCUGCGCUCGCCGCCAAAGUCAGAGAGGGCUGAGAGGAGACGCUGCUCCAUCGAUGCCAACGGCCGAUGGCUAAAAGCAGUCUGAGCAGCACAGGAGCAGCUCUUCAAGUAGAUGCUGCAGAGACUAAGGCUCACUAACAUGGAGACCAGCUGGUUUUUGUACCGUUAAGUCAUGCUAAUGCACAUCGUGAAUGAAUGGAGAGAUGGAUUUUGUCUUGUUCGUCUCAAACKGAAUCURCAGAGGAGCUCUGAUGGUCCAUCCACUGGUUUGUUUUGUGAAAUGGGACUCUGGACAGCAUACGGUGGCUUCAUGGUCUGUUUGCAGAGGCUCUUCUUUAGUGUCAAAUUGUUUGAUACAUGAAUUGAUGUUUGAUUUUCAGACGUUACGUGUUCUUUGUUGAUCACCUUUGAGCAUAAAAUGUUGAACAAAUGGAAUUUGAAUGUAGUUAAAUGGAAAUGUUUUCUAGAUUUAUCGGCAGAGUAUUGUAUACAUAGUACCAGCUUAAAUAAAGAUGCCUUACAGAUCCA
This is a messenger RNA of Poecilia reticulata (guppy), 2683 nucleotides long. It is a transcript of the gene ccdc22, whose product is annotated as CCC complex scaffolding subunit CCDC22. The record is from RefSeq and is a predicted model, not a curated record. NCBI's taxonomy places the organism in Eukaryota, Metazoa, Chordata, Actinopteri, Cyprinodontiformes, Poeciliidae. Gene Ontology annotation, molecular function: cullin family protein binding. Gene Ontology annotation, biological process: positive regulation of ubiquitin-dependent protein catabolic process.